AUGGCCGCUCAGCUAAUGGCACUAGUGUCCAAAACCACAGGUGUCUUCUCUUGUUCCAGAGCCUCAUCGGCCACCGCUCUUGGGCUUAACAGUGUCUCCUCCCUCCUCAAUCUUACAGCAAAUGCCAAGGAACUUACCAACAUCCUGAAGUACCACAUUGGUGAUGAAAUCCUGGUUAGCGGAGGCAUCGGGGCCCUGGUACGGCUGAAGUCUCUCCAAGGGGACAAACUGGAAGUCAGCUCGAAAAACAAUGUAGUGAGUGUCAAUAAGGAGCCUGUUGCCGAAACCGAUAUCAUGGCCACAAACGGUGUGGUCUAUGCCAUCAACACUGUUCUGCAGCCGCCAGCCAACCGACCACAAGAACGAGGAGAUGAGCUGGCAGAUUCUGCCCUUGAAAUCUUCAAACAGGCGUCAGCAUAUUCCAGGGCUGCCCAGAGGUCUGUGCGACUUGCCCCUGUCUAUCAGCGGUUACUGGAGAGGAUGAAGCAUUAGCAGGAAGACCGAGGAGGAGAGCCCUGCAGCAGCUUCCCGCCAGUUUCUCUCAGUUUGCCAAAGAGACCAUUGAAUGUUUUUGAAACCAAAGAGCACACUUCCAACAUACAUGGGCUGCACCAUAUUGAGAUCUGAGCCUUAGACGGGUAGGGAAGGGGUUAAGGGGAGAAAGGUUCUUUUUAGCUUUCGAUCCCUCCAAACGUGGUUGUUAACCCAUUGAAUAUACAGAUCUGGCAGUCAUAGCUUGGCACCAAAUUCCCGAAAGGACCUCUCCAAAGCAUGGAAUUUCCCGACUGUGCCAAGGGCCUGGAUAAAGGGGAACUACGGCAUCUUGGAGCUCACAAAUGUGAAUCAAGCAGUCCGACAUUCUGGAAACCCCUGGCAUGGUUCUGUAAAGCUCUUGUACCGCUGGAGAAACGGCAUCACUAUAAGCUAUGAGUUGAACUGUUUCUGUCAAGUAUGUCUUGUGUCCACACAUGGUUUGGAUGCUUCUAUAUUGGCCCUGCCCAGGUAGAAAGGAAAGGGUAAGAAGAACAUGUAGAAUCCAGAUUCCCUGAGUGUGAGGAACCCAUGGUGCAUUUGUAAUAAUAAAACCAGAGAAACAAA
Mus caroli (Ryukyu mouse) is the source of this 1098-nucleotide messenger RNA. The record is from RefSeq and is a predicted model, not a curated record. Lineage: Eukaryota; Metazoa; Chordata; Mammalia; Rodentia; Muridae.